UCAUUAGAGCUGUCUAUAAAAACCAGCAGGCAAGAGUAGUGUUAUCAGUCAGAAGAAGGAGGUGGAUUAAAUUCUAUUCUAAGCUCAUUUUGUUAUUUUUAAGUCGGAUUUGCUAACGAAUAAAUCAGACCUGGGGGUUCGUUUAACUUUCAACGGAGGUGUCGAUUCAACCGACUCACUGAAAAGAUCCAAAUCAAAAGAACGAUUCGCUUAUGAAUCGGGCAUCCAUGAUAGUCAAUAUGGCGGCCUCCGUGGUGACAUGGGCUGGUUUAGCCGCCAUUGGUCGUGCUUGUGGACAUAUUCGCUCUAGGUUGCUUGGAUCGCCAUCAACGUUAUCUCAGGUGUCUUGCCUUUAUACAAGUACAGAGUUAAAUAGCAAACACUGGGAAAGGAAAAAUCUGAUUGUAUAUCCACCACAACAGAAAGAUGAACCACGCAGACCUGCUGAGAUUUAUCACUGCAGACGACAGAUUAAAUACAGCAAAGACAAGAUGUGGUACUUGGCUAAAUUGAUCAGAGGUAUGACCAUUGACCAGGCACUCACUCAGCUCGAGUUCAACGACAAGAAGGGAGCUAAAAUAAUCAAAGAGGUAAUAAUGGAAGCUCAGGACAUGGCGGUCAGAAAUCACAAUGUGGAAUACAAAUCAAAUCUAUAUAUUGCUGAAUCAUUCUCUGGUAAGGGAAAAUACCUAAAGCGUAUUCGUUAUCAUGGACGUGGAAUGUUCGGCAUCAUGGACAAAGUGCACUGCCACUACUUCGUAAAGCUUGUUGAGGGAGUCCCGCCCAAAGUUGAGCAGAAGACAGGAUUCGACCAGGCCAAGGAGUAUGUGGAGCAACUGAGGAACCGAACAGUUAUUCACUCCCUAUAGUUUAAAAAGUCUCUUUGAUGUUUUGUUAAUGUGUUCAUGUAAAUUAACUAAAGAAUAAAGAAAUCACACCAA
Molecule: messenger RNA, 941 nt
Organism: Cyprinus carpio (common carp)
Lineage: Eukaryota; Metazoa; Chordata; Actinopteri; Cypriniformes; Cyprinidae
Gene: mrpl22
Product: mitochondrial ribosomal protein L22
Biological process (GO): translation; ribosome assembly
Cellular component (GO): mitochondrial large ribosomal subunit; ribosome
Molecular function (GO): structural constituent of ribosome
Source: RefSeq, a predicted model, not a curated record